GUUUCUCGGAGUUGUGUCGUUUUGUUCUCAUCGAGGCCAACCCGGUUCCAUUCGCGCGGCGGCGUCGCCAUUUGACGGACGUUCUGUUGUUCCCGUUAACGUUUCAACGUCCGAAAAGUUAGGGAAACUUUUCCCUGUGGCGGCCCUUGACGAUAAAAACUUUUGUUCGUCAAACAAAUAAUGCUGGUGCGGUGCAAAGUGGUUUAUCGAUCAGUGUUAGUGUAGUGCGUUUAUUUUUUGCAAUUGCUAUUUACCGUUUUAAUUGAACGUUACUGUUUCUUUCGGAUAAAGCGCACAAUAAGCAGCGCUCAACGCAUGAGAGGGCCGUAUAUGGUUUAUUCUUUGGGCUGCGACUGCGUCCAUCGGUGAAAGUAGACCUUUGUUAAGUUCAUAAGGACACAUCAGGCCGCUUGCAACUAGCUCGAAACGAGCCGUUUCGCGUACUGUUGCGAGAGAAGGUCACGCGGGGUCACCGGUCGCCAUGGCAGCCGGUUUCAAAACAAACCCCUGAAGCUCACGGGGCGGGCGGAUGUCGGGCGGCGGAGCAGGGCUGAUGUCGUGCGUGCGCGAGGGCUCGCUCGAGCCGCCCUACCGACCGCCGCACGCUGACACCGGCCAUGGCGAGGGUCGCACGGGGCGGUUCCUGCGCGGUCUCCGGCGCAUGUUCAGGCGCCGUGGUAGUGGAGCCCGCACUGAAGGAUCCCCCGACCCCAAGAGCAGUUCCACUAGUGAAUUGCUUGACGCUGAACGCCAUGCCAGGAGAAAAGAGGGUGCGUACGGCAGCGGGCUGUCGGUGUCGCACGACUCGGUGUUCACUGGUGAACGCUCCGGCGAUGAGUCCGGCGACGAGAGGCCGUCCGCCCUCGGCCUCGCCCAAGUCGCCGCCUCGCAUAGGGCGGAGCUAGUGGCGGCGGUGAGAAGACGCGGCCGCGGCGAAUGCAGCGAUGACGAGGAAGACUUGGGACUACCACGAAGUCCUCCAGCCUCGCCCCCCACCGACAAAGCUGAUAAGCGGCACCAUGCAGGGAUCUCUCAGUCGUCGUGCAGCGACGGCUCGCUGCUCAGCGUCGGUUCCUCGGAGAUGGACGAGGACAGCAGCAGUGGUCACCACCACUCGCACGACCACUCCGCGCGGAGCGACCACUCCGAUCUCUACAAUUCCUCGGAGCCUCCAUCGGGUGUGGCGCCACUGUCGCACUCGGCCGCCAAGCACAAGAUGGCGGUGCGACCGCGACGCACUCACGGCGCGCCUCGACGCAAGAAAAAUAACCCGAUUGCCGCAUCAGCCUUGCCGAUAACGCCCGAACUGAACGAAGAAAUGAUACGAAGCACUACUCCUGAAGUCACGCAGAAAACCUUAGAAGUUGUUACUGAAUCAUUCUCUUCAUCGACCACAUCGAAACAUCAAAUGUUCGUCAAAGAACAACACCAACAAAUGAACCGGGAACUGCAAAGAGUCUUGGAGCCAUCCAACGACACCAAAAUGAAAUCAUCUUCCCUUCCACCAGGACUGGCGUUAGGCCAACUUAUGGGCCAGUCGCCAGCGAAACUCAGUAUUGCAGAGUCAAAUACUCCACGUUCGUCUAUAAAGAGAAGCAAAUCGAGCACCCAAGACCAACCCUUGAGGGCAAACUCGCCCAAAAUGCAAGUCAUUGCAGCGGAAGCCCAAAUCCAUACAUAUCACUCCGAAGAACGAAUGCCAAAAUACCGCCUGGAUAAAAAAUAUGCCGAAGAGCCUUGCCUCGAGAAAAAGUCUAAGUCAGAGAAGAAGAUAGAGAAUGAAAAUAUCAAAUCAUCGAAGAAAGAGGAGUCAUUUUUCAGUCGACUACUCCUGAGGAAAAGCGGUAAAAAAUCUAAGAAGGAUCAAACUGAUGGUGAAUGUCAGCAGGAGAUUAAGAAGUCAAAGACGGAGAAAUCUCAGUAUAAAGUCGUUGACGCUGAUAGAAGUGAAUAUACCCACCCUGAAACCCAUACACACAAACCAGUGCCAGCGGAAAGGUCUUACAAGUCAGCGGGGCAAAAGGCCUUUGCAAAUCAAUUGCACAAACGUAUAGACAAACAAGGCGCUUACGUACAUGAUGGUGCAUACAAAGACGUGUACAGCGCUGCGAAAGUAUCCGGCAUGGAAUACAAUAUAGCAGAUCUCAAAAUCGCCGAAGAGACCGACACCAUGCUGAACUUCGAAAUGAAGAGUCGAUUCAGUAGACGCGACGAGUUCAGUGAGAGAGUCGAAAAGAAACGCUCGACUUCCAAAGAAACGAUUGCGGAACACAAACGCGAAUCAUUCAAUUUAAAUCUUGAUAAAUCUAAGAGACCGGCAUCAAUUCAGCGCUUAAUGGACCCAUUCCCCUCCAAGGCGUUCAUUAAUAAUGAAAUAAUUCAAAACCAAGAGGAAACUCUGUCAACUUCUCUGGAAAUAUCUGACGAAGAGCUGCCUAUCGCAGCUAUGCGCAUCAAGAAUACACCUGGCGAUUAUGCGUUUCACAGCGGAAGUAUGCCUAAGAACUUGCCCUACUUCAGUCCGAACAUAAUAGUAUCACCUUCUCCAGCAAAAAUUAGUCAAUCCUCCGAGAACGUGAAAAAGACGAUUCGCUCCUCAGAACACGUUGAAUUCCGCGACAGGCCAAUCGAAACGCGCGAAUGUGUCCACCACGGUGCUAAAAUCGAGGAAUCCUACGUUACUUCCGGUUUGAGGUCUCUAGGCGACGAAUAUGUUGAAACUAGAAACAGCAUCGGCAAAUCGCACAGCUUCCGCUACGCUUCCGAGUCUACUUCGAUAAGUUCGCAAGAAAAUCAAAUGCCGAGUCUGCCGGCAAUCGUUGGUAUAUCCGAACCACUGCUAGAGAGUUGGGAGGUUAACUACAGAAGGAACGUUAGCGACAGGCAUGAUUAUUCCAAGAGAGUAUCCGCGAGGAAUUAUAAUAUCAUGCAAACGAGCGCUGAAACAAAUUACGAUAGUUUGCCAAGCACUGAUAGCAGUUAUUUGGACAGUCUUAAAAAUGACGACGACAGAAAACUGUUCGCUAAUAGCGUCCACAUAGCAAUGGAUACUCACAAACGUGAUAGCGACAUCUCUCAAAUCGAAGCCAAAAUUGACGACAUUAUUAGCUCACCAAAACCUAUUAUCGCUCCGAUACUCAAAUCCAAUUCCUUAGACAGCGUUAAGAGCAGCCCUGAAAAACCUGCGGAUGACAGAAGGAAGACUGUUUCUGUGGAAAGUUCGUUAAGUCAGAGCGGCAAAACGAUACAUAAAGAAACAAAUCAAGACACAGAAAACUUUAUCUCCGUAACUAUUGUUAAUAGAGAACUAACUCCUGUAGCAGUUAAAAACAUCGAAGCGUCUAUGUUGACUAAAAGUGACGAAAAAUUGCAAAAAUCUGGAGUUACGUCCAAACAACCAGGGGUACCGGAGUUUCUUAACAUUCAAUUAAAUAAAGUGGACGCGAAACCUGCAACUCACGUGGUUUUAACAGCCAACGUGACUCCAAAAAAGGAUAAUCCACAGAUCGAAAAGGAACGAGAAGUUGAAAUCUUACCAGUGACAGAAACUAAGAUUUUAAAGUUACCAGUCGCUAAAGAAUCUAUUGCAUCAAAAAUAACAGAAAGUGUCGCCGAAAAUCUAUUGGAAGACAAAAUAACAACAGUAGUUCCAAAGCCCAUACAACUAUCUCAAGCUACUCCGCGAAGUCCCUCAAUGCCUAGAGAUUUCUUUAAAAGAAAAACCGCGAGCAUCGAGCUUCAAGACAAACCAGAAAAAACUAGAACCAAUUCCGUCAGCACGGAAGGUAGUACAGAGAAAAUUUUCGACAAUAUUUCCAUGGACCAAAAAUCACAUUCAAGCUUCGGUAGUAAAAGCUCGAUACAGAGCACCGACAGCAACGAAAACAGAACUCUGGAUAGACACGACGAGACAGUUGUAUAUCGAAAGAAGCCAAUCAUUGGUAAAGAAACACGAGGUGAUAGAAAAAAUGACGACGAACCGGAAUUAAUGAAGGUUUUCGCGAGGCGAUCUCUCAAAAUAAAGGACACAGAAGCUGAUAGUUUGGCUCAAGAAAUCGCCGAAUCCAAAGAGAAGAGAGAACUUACCGAAAACACAUCUACAAAAUCCAAAAUACUGAAAAACGAAUUUAAUGCGUCCAUCAAAUCUAGAGAUAGUGACAAAGAGAAUGAUGAAAAGGAACAAAGCGUUGAGAACAAGCUCGUAGACAUUGCCGCUAGAGUCAGCCAAUUCGGAGUCCCGCAUUACCAAAGGAGCGUCAGCAUUCACAGCGUGUCAAACGUGAAACGGGACAGCGCUCCCGUCUACAGGAAUGAAGUCAAUAAAUAUAAGAAGGAAGUGUCAGAUUCGACUCCCGAGAAGAGACUAAGAAACAGAACUUUCCCGGACCCGUCAAACGAUAGAGAUAUGGCCAAGACCGAAGCUAUGGCUUAUAAAGCCGACACGCUUACGAAGCGCCCUUGGCAACGGAAGGACGAGUUCAGGUUAUCCGUGGAGAAGGAGAAACGUGAGAGUUCUGUGAUAGAGAAAGAGUGCGAGAAAGAGAAGGAGGAAGUUGAGAAGGAAAAUAACAAUGCAGAGGGAGAGGCGGACGCGUCACCGCAGUUUAAAGGCAUUCUGCAGAUGAGAGCAGAAUGGGAGCGACGAGCCAAACAGGGGAUGACCAAAUAAUUAAAGGUGCUAAGUAAGGAAUCCAGAGGAUACCACGUAACAAUAGGUUAUAUUAUGUAGUGAUAUGGAAGAAUUUAGGUUAAACAUUGCAGUUAUUAUCGAAACUAAAGUUACAUUACACUAUAGAGUUCUAUGUAAUGUUAAUACAAUGUAUUUUUGAGUGUUAUUGCAAACUAUAGCAUAGUUAUAUUUUAUUAAAGACUAAAAUUGUGUAUUAAAAAUAUUUCUGAACUGUGAAAUACAAAUUUUAUUCCUGUAGUUUUUUUAUGUCGUUUCUAUUCCUACUGUGUAUGUCCCGCUCUGUAUGGGACUUAUGGAGUGAAACAGUCAAUAAGGUGCAUUAAAGAAUUUUUAGCCGACUUCAAAAAAGGAGGAGGUCCUCAAUUCGACUGUUUUCUUUAUGUGAUAUUGAUGAUUUUUAUUUGAUAGCUGGUGCUUCUCAUGUAGUUCCACAGUAGUUUUUGAAUUAUCCUUAAUAAUGCGUAUUUAAUUGACGCUGGCCAACCGACUUUAAUUUGGAAAAGAAAAUUGAAAAAGUCAGGUAUACGUCAAAACCUGAAAACGAGUUUGUACAACCAGUGUGUGUUGCCAGUGAUGACUUAUGGAUCUGAGAUGUGGUACUUCACUGCGGGCCGUGUGAGGACGUUCAAGGUCGCUCAGCGAGCUAAGGAGAGGGCUAUGCUUGGGGUUUCUCUGCGUGAUAAACUUAGAAAUGAGGAUAUCCGCAGUAGAACCAGAGUAACCGAUAUAUUCCAAACAGAUUAGUAAGCUGAAGUGGCAAUGGGCCGGCCAUAUAGCUCGAAGAAUCGACAACCAAUUGGGAAAAAGGUUCUCAAGUGGCCUCGUACCGGUAGGCGAAGUGUAGGGCGACCCCCCACUAGAUGGAGUGACGACCUGGUAAUACAUGCAGGAAGUCGAUAGCUGCAGGUGGCUCAGGACCGCGCUUUGUGGCAUUUACUGGGGGAGGCCUAUGUUCAGCAGUGGACUUGUGAAGGGCUGUAAUGAUGAUGAUGAUGAAGUCAGUUGUAAAAAAAUUAUAAUUUUACCACUUGUCACUACUAGGCUAUAAAAUUGUCAAUUGCAAUUUUAAGAACUAUUUACCACGUGCUCGACAAUGGAGGAAACAUCGUGAGGAAACCUGCAUGACUGAGUAAUAAAAAAAAAUAUUCGAAUACUUGUGAAGUCCGCCCGCUACACAUAAUGGGGCACAGUGGACACUUCCUUGACCUAAAACCUCAGAAACGAAAGGAGGCCUAUGCCCAGGAGUGGGGCGUACCUAUAUAGACUGUAACUUUACUUUGCUACUAGACCAUAGAUCAGAUAUGGUUACGUUAAAGUAUUUUUAUGCAAAAUUCGCCACUGCAAAGCACUCUCAGAAAGUUAUGAAAGCAACGUCUCCACAAGUCUCAAUCACGGAACACAUUGUGAGAGGCAGUCGCAAGAAACUCGCAAGUAGACUAAUUUGGUCCUAAUACUUAAAAGUUAUUCUCAUAAAAUAUAAGUAUAAACAAGUCAGAAAAAGUUAUUAUUAUUCUAAAUAAAUCGCUUUUCCAUAAAAAUGAUUUUUAUAUGGAACUAGCUGGUACCCCUGCGCCAUGCUGCCGCAAAAGACUGCCGUGGCAGUAUUCUCGAAAAUUUUCGGUCAUCACUGCACACCAUGCUGAGUGAUAUCCUUUUUUGCCUUUGAUGUACGAAGUCAAAUGUAUUUUCAACCAACUUCAAAAAAAGGAGGACGUUCUCAAUUUGACUGUAUUUUUUUAAUGUACCCCACAACAUUUUUCUUGGUGACCCGACUUUGAUGAUUCUUCUUUAUUUGAAAGCUGGUGCUUCUCAUGCAUCCCAUAUAAAUUUGAUCAAGAUCCGAUCAGUGGUUUUUGAGUUAUCCUUAAUAUUGCUUAUUUAAUUGACUUCGACUACAUUGAUGAUGUUCUCAUUUUAUUUGUAUUGAAGUCGGUUGCACAAUUUUUUUUUUAAUUUUACCAAUUGUUAAGUUAUAAAUUUGAAUGUGUGUCUCAAUGAUCUUUGUCAAAAUAAAGUGUUUCUUUCUUUGUUUAUUAAUUAGU
This is a messenger RNA of Parnassius mnemosyne (clouded apollo), 6732 nucleotides long. NCBI's taxonomy places the organism in Eukaryota, Metazoa, Arthropoda, Insecta, Lepidoptera, Papilionidae. The record is from the annotation of a GenBank genome assembly.